Molecule: messenger RNA, 3930 nt
Organism: Exaiptasia diaphana
Lineage: Eukaryota; Metazoa; Cnidaria; Anthozoa; Actiniaria; Aiptasiidae
Product: (E3-independent) E2 ubiquitin-conjugating enzyme
Exons: 14
Coding region: 10-3072 (1020 amino acids)
Source: RefSeq, a predicted model, not a curated record
UUGAAAAACAUGGCGGAUUCGCCGUUCUCAGAGGAUAUCGUGAAAAAUUCUCAUGGAACUCUAGGUUUAGUGCUUCAAGAUGCCGAAGAAACCAGCGAUGAAUCAGACAGUGAAGAUGAAGUGUUGAAAAAAGGUCAAAUACUAGUGUGUUGGUAUCCAUCGGGUCAAGAAGAAACUUUAUCGAUCUCGAAGGUCCAGCUAGCAGAUCGUUCUCUACUCCCUGGAGAUGUUGUCAAACUUGCCAACCCGAAUCUCUCCAAGCAGAAGGGUUUUGUUAGUGAUGUUGAAGUUACAGCAAGUGUCAAAGUGUUGGCAGCAGGUCAGAUUGUCAAGAAUAUAGACUGUAGAGAACUAAAGCCUUUACAGGAGCUUAUACCUGGAGUCCAUGUAUCCCUGGGKCCUUGGCUUGGCAUUGUGACAGAAUCUCAUUUAAAAUUAGUUUUAAAAAUGAAAAAAAAUGGCUCAAGGUGUUCCUUAGAGGGUGAACAGACAGAAGUUUUGUAUGACAUGACUGACCAAAGAGAUGAGGAAUCUCCAUUCUAUUCAGAAACAUUCUAUCCAGGUCAAAUUGUUGCUGGUCCAUCGAAAGUAUUCAAAGAUGCCAAGUGGCUGUCUGGUGUAAAACCUAUUAUGCAUAAUCAAUCUCAUGUGAAGGCUACUGUAGAAGAGAUCACUGUUGUGUCUUGUGAGGUGAACUGGCAAGUUUGUGGUGCUUGUAGUAUCGAUGACAGCUCCAUGUUUUCGCCGCCAAGAUCUACUGUCACCGGAGAACAGCUUAGUAGGGUCAGAGUGAUCAACCAUAAUCGUCACGCUAGCAUUCAAAUGGGAGACAAGGCAUUUUACACGGUAAAAGAAUCAGAUCUCCAAUUGGCUGCUCAUGGUCUAGCACACAACUCUGCAUCCCAACCCCAUGGCGAUGACCACGCCGCAAAGCACACMCAAAAUCAAGUUGAUAACAAGACACAAGGGGAAGGCGAAAGYACUAGUUUACAAGACGAUUCAAAGCAAAAAGGAACCAAUCAGGACGAUUCUGGUCCUACYGGGACGCUAUCAGACUCAACAGAUGAGGACCCUGAUGGUGGAGACCAUGGGGCMCCKAARUCAAAAGGYYCCUCUCAGGGAWCAAAGCAYGAUUCUGGKUCUUCCACUGCAAGGAAYCCUGUCAAACGUAGACGGAAGAGAGCUAAGCGYAAACGCAAGACUAUUCCGCAUAUGCAAGUUAAUGUUGGYGAUCGKGUCUGCGUAGAAGUGGUGUCCACCAACACGACAGUGAAUGUGGUAUGGCAAGACAAACGUAAGACCACAGGRAUCCUAUCAACGCACCUCACACCCGUGUUUCAUCUGGACGAACAUGAAUUCUUUCCAGGCGAUUAUGUCAAUGAUAAACGAGCCUCAGCAGAUUCUACAGUCUACGGCAGUAUCUUGACAUGUGAUUUUGACGCRCGUACUUGUGACGUCAAGUGGUUUACCCGUGAGGGACUGGAGCUGUCCAUUGAACGUGACGUCAGUGUCUACGACAUCGCCGAACAUUCGGACUUCAUUUUCAACUCGGGAGAUGUAGUCGUACGUAUGGUCCCCCCUGACUAUUGCACGUCACCAUCUUCAUCGUCGUCAACUUGUAUUGGACAGGUUAUCAAUGUAGACGAAAGUGGCCGGGUGAACAUACUUUGGGUAGAUGGCACGUCUUCAUGCGUCAUACCACAAGAACUUUAUAAAGUCGAUACAGAAGACGACGACCACUCACAAGGCAUGGAUGAACAUGAUCACCAUGGUAACAGCGAUGACGAAUGGGAAACGGCUAGUGACGAAAGUAGCGACGAAGGACCACAUGAUCACGAUGACAGAGUAAUUGAUACAUCUAUUGAUGGCAGAGAAAGGCAAAGCGGUGAAGAAGCCACAGCGAAUGAAGAAAAUAAGGAGCAGACUACUGAAAAAAAGAAUCCUCUAGAUUACAACGCCAUCAACGUGAUGCUAUCCAAUAGGAAUUCAGCUUUCAUGAUACUAGAGAACACACCAGAUGAGCARCAUUUCAARAAUUUUCCAUUUAUGGCUCAAAAYCAACGAAARUUCAUGAUGACGAUACAAAAAGAGUUAGCCCUCCUCCACAGCUCCCUUCCCUCGGGGAUCCUGGUCAGGAGUUUYGAGGAUCGCGUGGAUCUUUACCGAGUGAUGAUCUCAGGACCCGUAGGUACGCCGUACGAACAUGGUCUAUUUUUAUUCGAUGUUCGACUCACACCCAACUACCCAAACACUCCUCCACAAUUCCAUUACUUGUCAAUGUGUUCUGGUCGUCUCAAUCCUAACUUGUAUGAAGAUGGUAAAGUGUGUGUCAGUCUACUUGGRACAUGGUCAGGCAAAGGAAGCGAAGUAUGGACCCCUAAAUCGAGUCUCCUUCAAGUACUGAUUUCAAUACAGGGUCUUAUCCUGAGCAGCGAGCCAUACUAUAACGAAGCAGGGUACGAAAAACAACGCGGUACUCAAGAAGGAUUAGAAAAUAGCCGUCUUUACAACGAGAUGGCCAUCUUGAAACUACUUCAGUCUAUGGCUCGAAUGAUUUCAAAGCCACCAUUUGGCUUUGAGAAAGAGAUCCGCCAGCACUUUAUUGAGCAUGUUCCCAUUUUAUUGCGCAAAUUCAAUUGGUGGCUUCAGCAUAAAGACGACGUCCCUACAGCUACUAACUGCAUACUAGAUCAGACAAAACAAACAGAUGAAUCUCAAAAAUCCCUUGAACAAAAACCAUGCAACAUUAGCGAUGAGCAACAGGAAAAACUGCCAAAUAUGAAUGAAGAACAGAACCCAAAUGAUUCAAAUGCCGAAAACAAUGAUCCAAGCGGAAAUGAAAGCUCUGUUCCUCCUGAAGAAAAGCCACAAAACCACAACGAAAGAAUUGAUGAAGAGSCUCAAGGAGCCGCUGCAGCAGCAUGCUGUAAUCCAGAGACAUUUAAACUUCCUGAGUAUCCUCUGUUUCCUCUUUCAAAAGGCUUCCAAAAAAGCCUUGAAAGCUGUUUAAAACAGUUGAAGGAGGCUAUGGUCGAGAGUGGCCUGGGUGCAUGUCUUUCCAAAGAUGAAUAACUACCUCGAUCCAAUGCCUUUUUAUUCAAAAAUUGCACGAGAUCAUGCGAGAGAAAUGGAUUUAAGUGAUCAUAAUGAAAUAGUCCCCUUAGAGCCGUUUUUUUUUUUUUUUUUUUUUGUGGCUUCCCUCCGAGAUGGGAAAUAGACAGACUAUUUCUAGCAUGUGACCCAUUUGUCAAUUUCUCCGAUGGGUCAGGAAGCCAAAGCGAAAACGUUUUCGAGGAGACUAUCAAAAUAGGMGUUAGAUUAAAACCCCGUGAAAUAGAUAUGACAACAUAACUUUAGUGCACUCUAAUUCCAUUGUCAGUUAGUCUUUGUUUCACGGGAAUGCGCUCUAUGCAUAAAGAUUAUUUUUACGAAGAUGUUGCCUGCAUAACAUAAAAUAUAAUACAACUCGCCAAAGUAAUGCGCUUAAGUUUCGUAAUGCUUACAGAACAUACAACAUUUCUGGCGCAAACGCACCGUAGCCUUGACGUCAAAUAAUUGUAGCUUUUGAUAUGGAGUGUAUGGAAUUGUAGAAGUGAUUGAUAAWAUUCAGAGGAUGAUACGCUUUUAUAGGCAAAUAAGAAACGGCCGGUUGUGAAAAAGACAAGUUAUUUGUGCAGAAAACGAAUAUAAAACUAAUGCUAACUAAAUAUUAUAUUUAAAAKAUAUUUAUCUAAUGAUACAUUAUUGUAAUGAAUCUCGACUAAAUGCAAAAUUUUAUUACCAUGCUAUCAAUAGCGAUGUCAAAUAACCCGUGAAAUAGAUAUUACACCAAUACUUGACUAUCACACAAGUUUUGUUUCACAGGUUUAAUGACACUCUUCUGGGUUGUAAAUCUCUAUAAGGUGAUGAAUAAAGUUUAUUUUAAAUCUA